Molecule: messenger RNA, 2935 nt
Organism: Pteronotus mesoamericanus
Lineage: Eukaryota; Metazoa; Chordata; Mammalia; Chiroptera; Mormoopidae
Gene: CUNH17orf113
Product: chromosome unknown C17orf113 homolog
Exons: 2
Coding region: 1-2022 (673 amino acids)
Source: RefSeq, a predicted model, not a curated record
AUGGUGCCCCCCGGGAAGAAGCCAGCCGGAGAGGCCUCCAACUCCAACAAGAAGUGCAAGCGUUACUUCAAUGAGCACUGGAAAAAGGAAUUUACCUGGCUGGACUUUGACUAUGAGAGGAAGCUGAUGUUUUGCCUGGAGUGCCGCCAGGCUCUGGUACGGAACAAGCACGGCAAAGCGGAGAAUGCCUUCACCGUGGGCACCGACAACUUCCAGCGCCACGCUUUGCUGCGCCACGUGACCUCGGGGGCCCACCGCCAGGCUCUGGCUGUCAACCGGGGCCAGCCCGCUAUCGAGGCUGAGGGCGGAGGGGCCUGCCCAGGCCUGGCAACCACCCCUACCUCCAGGGGCAUCAAGGUGGAGGUGGACCCGGCCAAAGUGGCUGUGCUGACCACCGUGUACUGCAUGGCCAAGGAGGACGUGCCUGAUGACCGCUGCUCUGCCCUGCUGGAGCUACAGAGGUUCAACCUGUGCCAGGCGCUGCUGGGCACGGAGCAUGGCGAUUACUACAGCCCCAGGAGGGUGAGGGACAUGCAGGUGGCCAUUGCCAGUGUCUUGCACACAGAGGCCUGCCAGUGCCUGAAGGCAUCCCCAUACGUGGGGCUGGUGUUGGACAAGACCAGGGACUGGCCUGAGUCCCACAGUCUGGCCUUGUUUGCCACUUCGGUGUCCCCCUGCGAUGGCCAGCCUGCCGCCACCUUCCUGGGCAGUGUGGAGCUACAGGAGGGCGAGGCCACCGCGGGCCAGCUCCUGGACAUCCUGCAGGCCUUCGGCGUGUCUGCACCCAAGCUAGCCUGGCUCAGCUCAAGCCUCCCCAGUGACUGCCUGGGGAGUGUGGGCCUGCAGCUCCAGGCCGCCUGCCCGCUGCUCAUGGAGCUACACUGCCUCCCUGGCCGGCCCGAUCCCGAGCCCCCUGACUACCUAGGUGAAUACGAAAGUGUCCUGGAUGCCCUAUUCCGCCUCCACGGUGGCCCCAGGGGCCACGUGGUCCCUGAGCUGCGGGCGGCACUGGACCUUGCAGCUAUCGACUUGGCAGGACCACGGCCAGUGCCCUGGGCCUCCUUGCUGCCUGUCGUGGAAGCAGUGGCUGAGGUUUGGCCUUGCCUGGUGCCCACACUGGAAGCCUCUGCCCCAGCCUCGCCAACAGCUAGGGCGCUGGCCCUCGCCCUGCGCCAGUUCACCUUUGUGGCCUUCACCCACCUACUCCUGGACACUCUGCCCUGCAUGCAGAAGCUCGCCGUUGUUUUGCAGCCAGAAGACCCGGACUUGGCCUUGCUGCAGCCCCUGGUGAUGGCAGCUGCAGCCUCCCUCCAAGCGCAGCGAAGCUCCGGUGGCGCGCGCCUCCAGGGCUUCCUGCAGGAACUGGCUUCCUCCAGCCCCGACUUGGGCGGUGGGCGCUGUACCUACCGCGGCCUGGAGCUAGUCGGCUACUCCGAGGCUGCGGUCCGGGGCUUGGAGCGGCUGCGGGGGGCCUUUUUGGACUCCAUGCGGAGGGGCCUGCGGGACUCCUACCCUGCGCCCUCGUUGGAUGCCGCAGCCGCCUUCGCCGCGAUCUUCGAUCCCCGCUGCUACCCACAGGCGCCCGAGGAGUUGGGCGCACACGGCGAGGGGGCGCUGCGGCUCCUUCUGCGCGUCUACGCCCCGGCUGUGGUGCGCCAGCGCGCAUUGGGCGACUUUACUCUCUUCAAGCGCGUGGUCUGCAGCCUCGGGCAGCUAGGCCCACGGGCUCUGUGCUCCAAGCUGGCGUGCGCACACUCCGAGCUCCACGAGCUUUUCCCCGACUUCGCAGCCCUCGCCACCCUGGCCUUGGUGUUGCCCGUGGGCGCCGGCCUCCUGGACAAGGUCGGCCGCAGCAGGGAGCUGCGGUGGUGGGGGCAGGGCGGGCCUGGGGAAGGCCGGGGUGACCCUGCGGUCAAGAUCGCUGUGGAUGGCCCCCCACUGCACGAGUUUGACUUUGCGAUGGCCGUGGAGUUCUUAGAGAGUGGGUGGGGGGACGGGUUUCUGGGUUCGAAGUUCACCUGAGGGUGUCCUCCUUCUCUCUAACCAGCCAACCUGGGUCUGAGCACUUUUAAGGACCAUGCUGGACUUGACCAUGCUGCAUCCGAGCUGACUUACUAACUGUGGCCUUCCACCCACCUUCCCCACGCUUUCUCUGCGCCAUGCUGAGUACUAACCCAGCCCUGUGGGCUGUGGAGGAGAAUUGGGUCCAGGGGGACCGGGGCAAGUGGCCAGAGAUGCUAGGGUCUGGGGCACCCUAAAUAUUUUUCCUGACCAUCCUAGAGUUUGGUGAGGCUCCCCUUUUCCCAUCUGGAUUCAUCUCAAGUUUUGGCCCUAAAAAAAGGCGGGGGUUCUUUGUAGAAGGGAGGAAGACUGGGUCUACCAGAAUUAAGGGAUUGAGAAGAAAAGAAUGGUUUGCUGACUGCUUUUCACCUCCCUGCUGGCAGCAUCUCUUCAGACAUGACUGGAGAGCAGAUCGCUGUCCUUGUUUUUGACACACCGCACAGUACCCUCUCUGUGCACAAGUUAACAGUUCAAGGGAGGGAGUGGUACCCUCCCUUCCUUCCCCACCAAUGGACUACCUGAGGCUUUUCUGUAUAUGACCGUAUGGCAUAUAGACGUGUCCAUCUAGAAAUGUGAAAUAAAUCUCUCCUGUCUUUCAUAGUGUUAACACAUAAAUCUAAAAGGACUUCUUUUCGUUUUGACAGGGUCCAAAAAAGUCCCAAAUGAACUGGGCUUAUUUCUAAUUUUUGUCUUUCUUGAAGCCUGGCCGUUCCCCCAAGUUCCUUGCCUCAGACCCUUGAGACCAAAGACCGUGAAGCCUCAGCGCUGUGCCCUCCUGCAGGCCAGACCCAGGGGUGCCCCUGGAGGCUUCUUGCCCCCUGGGGGAAGCAGCUGGGGCUGCACCAGAGCUGGGGGACACAUUCCUUCAGUUUUC